CUUCAAAACACCGUCGAAUCCAGAAGGUUUUAAGGGAAAAAUCAGGAAAAUCAAUAGUUUUUUUGUUGUUGUUUCUGUGAUAAAAGUAAUAUCGUAUUCAAUGAGUGGAAAAAGUAUUUAUCUGUUACUCUUGUGUUUCGCGCCCUUUUUUGGAGUUAAUGGGCAAACGCAGUGUAUUAUUUGCAGUUCAAGAGUUAAUCCAGAAUGUGCAACAACAGUGGAUAUUUCUUACCUCUCUGCUAAUUGCCCAAAUGACAAUGAAUGUGCAACAUUAAUCGAGUCGAAUAGGUAUACCAUGAGAGGAUGUGCUUCUGAAGUUACAAAUUACUGUGUUAAUGCUGUGCCAUUGUGCUCUAUGUGCAUCGGGGGCAAUUGUAAUGAUCGUAUUUUUCCAUUAGACCGCCAAAUCUGUUAUCAAUGCGUAGGCUCCGGAUGUGAGACUCCUAAUGAAACAAAUCUACGACCUUGUGAAAUUUAUCAGGAGAACGACGGAUGCUUCGUGGCAGUUGAACAGACUGAAGGCGGUAGCCUUACAACCUAUCGUGGAUGUACUUCUGAUCCGGUCUAUAGCCCAGCCAAGCAGGGCUGCUCAGCUGUUGGUGGUUACUGUAUUGAAUGCGAUGGAAGUGGUUGCAACACUGCUCCUCAGUCCACUCAGAGUACUCUAUCUUGUGUUCAGUGCGACUCCGAUGAUGACUACUGCAGUAGUCCUCCAGGAGAGAGUGCCCAACCCUGUACACAUGAAGUUCCUCUAGGUCGCACGGAUCAAUGCUAUACCUACAGAUUGGGUCAGGGCAGAGUUGAGAGGGGUUGUCUGUUGGAUCCUGCCACUCCCUCGGAAUACAUACAAGACUGCGCUGAAGACAAUGAAAAUUGUAUGGUUUGUUCUACUCCAGGCUGCAACAUCCAACCUGCUAUUGAACCCAUUCAGUGCAUCGUUUGUGAUGAAUCACAAGAUCCCGACUGUAGAGACUUACUCAAUCACCAUCAACCUCAGCAAUGCCCACCAGGAACGUACGACGCUCACGGGUGCUAUCGAUACGAAUCAAAUUUGGAGCAUAAUGUUAUCAGGGGCUGUGUAUCUGACCUGAUAGGGACUCCUCGUUUGAAUGAUUGUCAAAUGGGAGGAAUUUGCAAAAUUUGCGACUUUGACAAUUGCAACUCUAAAGUCAACUUCCAAGAAUGCUAUUCAUGCAAUUCUGGCGUGGAAACGGACUGUUUGAGAGUACAGAACAAUACAAGACCUACUGCUGUAUGCCAUGAGUAUAUGGAUACCUGUGCCCAAAUAAUCCAGGAUGGUACAAGGUUGACCAUUCGUGGAUGCACUCACGAAGUAGAUGCCAUUCAUACACAUCUUCACCCGUUCCGACAGACUUGCAACACUAAUCUCUGCAAUAGUGCUAUUUACCCCGGUUUCCGGGCUGUAUGUCACCAAUGCGCUGAUGGACCAGGAUGUGACCGAAAUAGUACAGAGACGCCAGAAUAUUUACUACCCUGCAGGAUAUUCUUUCAGGAUGAUCAGUGUUAUUCCGUCCUGAGGAAUCAACAGGCAGUUAGAGGCUGCAUUAGUGAUACUGAUGCCAAUUCAGCCUUCUGCGAAGCAUCUGGUGAACUAUGCGAAAGAUGUGUCGAAGGACAAGGUUGCAAUUUCAGACCGGCUUCCAGACCAUCAAACAUCAACUGUGUAUCAUGUCAAGGUGAUCCUGCUUGCGCAUGGGGUUUUCCCAAUCCAACAGGACCUCUAUGCCAAGAAACUGUUUGGAUGGGUCAAAGAGAAUCCUGCUAUGUAGGAGUCAGUCCAAAUGACCAAGUUGUCCGAGGAUGCACUCUUGAUCCUGUCCUCGGUUGUCCACAAGAUCACACCUGUACUCACUGUUAUGCCAAUAACUGCAACAAUGUCGCAGUUACCAGACAACAAUGCAUUCACUGCCGAAGCAAUGCACCAGGUCAAGCAUCCUGUGCCGAAUCAGCAGAAGAUCUUGAACCUAGAGCCUGUUCUGGAGACUUUCAAACUUUCGCAAGUAGGGGAUGCUACACAAUGAGAAAACCAAACAAUAUCGUCAUUCGUGGAUGCAUUAGAGAUCUUAGCUAUGAUGACUAUCACAACUACUGUUCCUUCGACGAAGAAGAAAGUGACUUCUGCGUAAAGUGCCUCGAUCACGGUUGCAAUGUCCAACCUGCUCCUGCAAAAGCAGCUCUCAAUCAUCCCCUAACUUUCAUCAUUGCCCUAAUUUUCCUUGUAGCUUCCCAGCUAUUUUAAAUUUUACCAAACCCUUGAAAUGUACUUUUGAAGCUAUUAAAGACUAUAGCACAUAA
This is a messenger RNA of Phlebotomus papatasi, 2316 nucleotides long. RefSeq lists its product as uncharacterized. The coding region runs from base 101 to 2260 and encodes 719 amino acids. The record is from RefSeq and is a predicted model, not a curated record. Lineage: Eukaryota; Metazoa; Arthropoda; Insecta; Diptera; Psychodidae. The transcript has 6 exons.